AGAGAUGCAGACUGGCACUGAAUGAGUUAUUGCAUUUGAAGGCUCCCUCUUAGGGUGUGCAGAAUGAAUUGCAGGCUGUGCGAGAUGCUCAGGAUACCAAAUCAGAUACAAGGAAGGCUACUCUACUGAACUCAGCUCUCCGGCUGUCAGGACCACUAAGGAACUGCACAGGAGCUCCACUGGGGACACAAGGUCCAUCACGUGGUUAGUCCAAUUCUUAUCUCCCUGGAAGAAUGUAAUGCCUGCUUUAUGCCUCUUGGAUUCAUUAUAAGAAAAUAUCAACACAGUGCAUCUUGGUUUCCUUCUGCCCAUCACAGAAAGAAUCUCCAAAUUGUCCUUAUACGUACGCUCAUGUACAAGGGAAAUUCCUAAUCUUGCAGGAGCAUUUUCUGAUGUCUUCUUUAGACUGCAAAUACAGAGUGAUUUACUGUUUUGGUCUUCUUUAGAUUAAUCUAAUAUCUUUGAAUCUUCAGGCUGACAACAAGAGGGACAAUGGAGGAUGUUAUAUUCUUAUGAAGACAAAGAAUCCCAUUUACCUCCUAUUGUGCACUGAGGUGAUGCUCACAUUCUACCUGAUUUUGGAAAUCGCAUCACUCCUGUAACCUAUUGUUAGAUGGAAUCCCUUUCCUUCUGAACAAUCCUUGGCUGAUGCACUAUAGUUAUUCCAUUUGGUGAAUCUCACUAGGUUAGAAAAUUUGGACUUGACAAGAUGAUGAUGAAUGAGAACUCAGACUUGGCAUCACCUUCCUCACUUGGGGUUGUCACAGCCACAUGUGUGUCCAAAGUUGAGCUUCGUGUAUACUGCAAGAACCUGCUGGAUAGGGACACACUCAAUAAAUCUGACCCAUGUGUGGUACUUCUAAUGCAGUCCCAGGGUCAGUGGAUGGAGGUGGACAGGUCAGAGAUAAUAAAGAGCAACCUGAACCCUGUAUUCUCUAAGGUCUUCACAGUGGAUUAUUACUUUGAAGAAAUGCAGAAACUACGAUUUGAAGUGUAUGACAAUCAUGGUCACUGCAGUAUUGGAGCAAGAGAUGAUGACUUCCUAGGGGGAGUUGAAAUUACAUUGGGACAGAUUGUUGCACAAAAGAAGAUUACCAAAGAGUUGUUUUUGAAAUAUGGAAAGUAUGCAGGAAAAUCAACUAUAACGGUGAUGUCUGAAGAGAUCUCAGGAAACAAUGGAUAUGUGGAGCUCUCAUUCUGUGCAAAGAAACUGGAUGACAAGGAUCUUUUUAGCAAAUCAGAUCCAUUCCUGGAAAUCUAUAGGAUUAAUGAUGAUCAAAGUGAGCAGCUUGUGUACAGGACAGAGGUCAUUAAAAACAAUUUGAACCCUGUGUGGGAGUCAUUUAAGGUGUCGCUAAAUUCUCUUUGCUGCUGUGAAGAAAAGAGGAAGCUUAAGUGCCUGGUCUGGGAUUAUGACUCCCGUGGAAAACAUGAUUUUAUUGGAGAGUUUUAUGCAACCUUUGAAGAAAUGCAAAAAGCAAUUGGAGGAAAUAAGAUGCAGUGGGAUUGUGUGAACCCCAAGUACAAAGUAAAGAAGAGAAAUUACAAGAACUCUGGAAUUGUUAUACUGACUAAUUUGAAGAUACACAAAGUCUAUUCUUUCCUUGACUAUAUUAUGGGCGGCUGCCAGAUCCACUUUACAGUGGCUAUAGACUUCACAGCAUCCAAUGGAGAUCCUCGGAACAGCUGCUCUCUCCACUAUAUCAACCCUUAUCAGCCUAAUGAAUAUCUAAAGGCAUUGGUCGCAGUGGGGGAAAUCUGCCAAGACUAUGACAGUGAUAAGAGAUUUUCAGCUCUGGGAUUUGGAGCUCGGAUUCCUCCAAAUUAUGAGGUGUCACAUGAUUUUGCUAUUAACUUCAAUCCAGAUGAUGAUGAAUGUGAAGGUAUUCAAGGUAUUGUGGAAUCUUAUCAGAACUGCUUGCCUAAAAUUCAGCUCUAUGGACCUACGAAUGUGGCACCUAUCAUCUCCAGGGUGGCAAGAUUUGCUGCUGAAGAGGAAAGAACUAAAGAGGCUUCUAAAUACUACAUCCUCCUUAUUAUUACGGAUGGAGUGGUAACUGACAUGGCAGAUACCCGUGAGGCCAUUGUGCGUGCUUCCUACCUGCCGAUGUCCAUCAUCAUUGUGGGUGUCGGCAAUGCAGAUUUCACAGACAUGCAGAUUCUCGAUGGGGAUGAUGGGAUUCUGAGAGCCCCCAAGGGGGAACCGGUGCUCCGUGAUAUUGUACAGUUUGUACCAUUUAGAGAAUUCAAGAAUGCCUCUCCUGCUGCUUUGGCUAAAUGUGUCUUGGCUGAGGUGCCCAAACAAGUUGUGGAGUAUUACAGCUACAAAGCCUUCCCCCCUCGCUGCCCAAAAGCGGAAUCUCCAGACUCUGCUCUCAACUCCCCUCAAUGAACCCUGUUUUACUUCUCCAUUCUCUCCCCUGCAUACACUAGUCUGAUCCUUCACUAGUCCAAUGGGACAAUGGAUUAGAUGCAGCACACUAUGCGCCAAUCAUCUCUUAAUGCCAUCUCAUGGCCAAGCAUGCAAACACAGAUGCCCAGCCUCAUAUACGCUAGAUUCACUGCUCAGAUACUUGACACAAACUCUUUCUUCAUUAGCUGCUAUGAUGAGGAUCUCUCACAUAUAGGAGAGCUUCUGUCUGUGUCCUCACUUUAAGGGUGAGGACUUUCAGCACACAAACAGUUGACACAUUCGCUCCAUGAGAAUAUGCAUAGCUGACAUGCUGAACGGUGUUUCAAAUAAUGAUUGUAUGGAAGAGUCCCAGUUGCACCAGCUUUAUAAUGAAUUCAAAACCACCCGAUGCUUAUGAGUCUGGAUGAAACAGAAAAAAAGCAGUUCCAACUUCUGACACCAAUUGUAGGCACAAGAGCCACAAAUACUCACCUUGAGGAACGAUGAACUUUGAUCAUAACCCUAACGUCUUCUGAGAGUCUGAAUGUACAAUUCAAGGUCCUUCUAGAAAACACUGGAAAGGGAAGGCAUGAGGGUGGCUUGGGUGGUUCCUAAAAUCCAGGCAGUCCUCUUCAAGGGGGGCAUCCUACUUUUAACUGGUGAGAUCUUUGUGAGAUUUAGUAAAGUGCAAAUGGAAACUUGUUCUUGUGCUUAGCUUUUAGUGGUUGCUUCUUUUUUGCUUUUUCACAAGAGCUUGUUCAAAAGCAUUCACUAGAUAGUAAGCACUGAAUAUAAAUCUAUUUUAUCUAAUGGGUUUAUGGAUUUGCUUUUUAAAUACAUUCUUUAAAAUGUGUUGCACAGACUAUACAGAAUCAUGUUAAUCUAUGAACUGGCCAGUUCUUCUGAGGUUUCCCAAUCCCAAACCUCUGUAGGGGUUUGCCCCGGAUUCUUUGUAUUUUUAUAUCACAAUAGAAUUUGCCAUAAGACUUACUUCCACAAAGACAUUUUACCUAGAAAUUGAAUCACUCCUUGUGGUUGUCAAAUAAGGUUUUAUUAGAAUGCCUCUACCACUUCAAGCACCUUGGCAGUUCUAUUCAUAAUCAUAAAUACAAGAAUGCAGAGGAAGAUAGUUUUGUGCAUAGAUUGCUCCAUGUAUGUUUAUUUUUUAAUAAUGUAGGAAAAUUUAAAUGAACUUUUACUCCCAUCUGAGGAAGCAAAUAUUUAUGGUUUUACAUGUUCUCUUGCCUGUCCAACCCUCACUUACGCACCUGCAACCCUGGAACGCAUUACCUUUAGUUGCAAUUGGGAGACAGGGAGAUGAGGUGAAAUUGUUUUAGUAUGACCAGUUUUUAAGGCUACCCUUCAGAUAAAUUUAUUCUUAUUUAAAAUUUAACAUGAGAAAAACAAUUUUGGAAAUGAUCUGUGAUGACUGCAUAGAAAUCUGCAGUAUGGUACCUUUUAUCUCCAUCUAGGCCAGGGGUAGUAUAGAGACAGUCUGUUAAAUGGCCUAGGGUACUAACAGCUAUGUCUGGUGUUUAAUUUCAGCGUAUUUCUAGAAAUAAACUUCUGUAAGGGCACAGCAACUGCAUCUGUUAAAAAGAAUGAAAUGGUAGGCAUGUUUUAAACAAAAGGUUUUUUUUGGAGACAAUAAUCACCAGAAAUAAGGUAGAUUCACAUUUGUAGGCAGAGAAAAAGUGACAGAUUAAACCCCUCUGCUGUCUUUUUGCCCUGAUAUCUCCAAAGGUUCAUUUUAAUGACAACUUUCUGUUUAUAUUACCUUCAAUGACUUCAAGUCAUGCUCUGCCCGCAAGGCUGGCUUGCUCUGAAGAUUCAUUUGCACAGGGUUUAUUCUCAGGAACACAUUGAGGUUUCCUUUUAAGCUUCAUUUCAAUGGCAUGUGAAACUCUAUUGCAACACCCUUUGUUGGUCUGGAUGUUCGCGGUUUGUGUCACUCGUUUCAAAAUAGAUAGGGUUGCAUUCAGAAUAACAUUCCAGGUAACAGAUCCAAUUACCUAAGGCGCGGAUUCAAAAUAUCUUUGUAAUGUGCCUCUAUGAAACAAAGUUUAUACAUCACCAUCCUAUACCUCUGGCAUUUGUAAUUUAAUUAUUUAAACAGAAAAUAUCUCAAUAAGGAAACCUGAUAGCAAAUAACUAAUAUGCUUCUAAGGUUAAACUGUUUGUUGUAAAGAUAUUUUCCUGUGCAGAAGGAGAGGCAUGAAUCUGAAUGGCCAAUCUUUUCUGUUUUUGUACUAACCCACUGUUUCGUGUUUAGUGCAUGUACCAAAUUCUCAAGUUCUCUGUUGUGCAACAAAUAGAAGGCCAGGUGUACAACACUAUUGCGUGUUUUGGUGCUUCUGUAAGGUUUGCAUGCUACUUGUAUAUGUUUCAGAGACAAGAUGUCUCCAAUAAAGUGAAUUCUUUA
This is a messenger RNA of Xenopus laevis (African clawed frog), 4814 nucleotides long. RefSeq names its product copine VII S homeolog (gene cpne7.S). Gene Ontology annotation, biological process: cellular response to calcium ion. Gene Ontology annotation, molecular function: calcium-dependent phospholipid binding. Gene Ontology annotation, cellular component: nucleus; plasma membrane; cytoplasm. Lineage: Eukaryota; Metazoa; Chordata; Amphibia; Anura; Pipidae. The transcript has 16 exons. The coding region runs from base 710 to 2392 and encodes 560 amino acids. The record is from RefSeq and is a predicted model, not a curated record.